Molecule: messenger RNA, 1747 nt
Organism: Moneuplotes crassus
Lineage: Eukaryota; Ciliophora; Spirotrichea; Euplotida; Euplotidae
Source: the annotation of a GenBank genome assembly
AGAAAAUAUGAGCAAUAUGAAGACAAGUUAUUACUCAAAGAAAUCCUAUCUGCCCAAGCAUGAUAAGUCAGACCUCAAGGAUGCCCAGAGACAAAGGCAUGUGAGGAGAUCCAGGUUGCACACUAGUAGCACUAAGAUUAAGAAGAAGGGUGUCUGCACUGCAAUACCCAUGAAACUCUCCAUGAACAAAAAGCAAGGAAAAAGUAUAAACAGUGGCGAUAAUCAUGAUAAGAACACUAGUGGGCAAGACAGCGUCCUGAAGGACUUCAAAUUACUUAAUAGUAUGCAAAGUGGUUGCAACUCAAGUAUUCCAGAUUUCUUGGAUGUGAAACAGGAACAGAAGUCCUACUGGGGUGUAUUCUACAGGCAGCUCUUCCCUCAGGAUGAUGGUAGAGAGACACUUUUGAAGAAAAUAAUCGUGAAAACUAGCAAUAAAGAAUCAAAGAAGGCUAAGAGGAAUUUUGAUACCAGACCUCAGUCGUUGAACGAGAGGCCAGCACCAUAUUCUCAGAAAGAUAUGAGAUACCACUCAGUAGAUCUUGAAGAGCCCAAUAUUGAACGGUUACUGGAGUAUCGUGAGAGAAAUUCCGGACUAAAAAGCAGAUUUAAGAACAACUCAGGCAUACUCCCAAAGUAUAAAUCCUUAAGGAAAAAGCUGACAAUGGCUUUAAGAGCGCCAAAUGAGAAAAACAUUAAAAAGCUAGAUUCGAGACUAAUAAAAUCCUCAAAGAAGAAGGAUCAGUCUUUCCAAGAAGUCUUACAGACACCAGUAUUAUUAGAAUCAAAGAGGUCAAGUCUAGUCUUAGCCAGCAAGGAGAGGAGUCUGUCUAAAUUCAAGAAGAUGAACAGUUCUAUUAAGCCUGAUAAGAGAAGCUCUCUAAUGUAUUCUUCUACUUUGUCACAAUUUUGUCAUAAGGCCCCUAAAAUUCCCAAAUUCAAGCACUCCUCAACUGCAAAGAUCAGGGAUUUACUUCCAAAUAUAAAUGAAGAUUGAGGGAGCAGUCUCGGUCUAAGACUUUGCAGUAAAGAAAGAUCUCCUAGCAAAUUCAGUCCUUGCUACUCUAAGAAUAAAUGAGGCCAAGUGUUCACAAAUUUCCUGAAUAUUGAGUCGAAUAACUUCAAUUCAGUGAACAAGAGAGCCAAACCAACACUGGAUUUGGACUGCUCGAGUGCAUCUGUUUCAGUCAAUAUCAAAAAUGAGGAAGUUCCAGACUGGUUCUUGGAGAACAAGGUUCAGUACAUAAAAACUAAACUUCAAGAGAAACUCAAAGCCCUUGAAGGCAUGAGAUCUGGGCUGAAGCAGGCAAGAAUUACAGCGAUUUCAAGAGUCCUGAAUCAUUUAAAUCGUGAUGGAAUUUCUAACCUAAAUUUAAAGGAUAUUCAAAAGAUGAAAAGUCUCUCUUUUUAUGUAAAGUACUUAGCUCUACUGAAGAAGUACUCAGCAUUAGUCUCUGGGCCUAACCUUGUUAGCAGACAAGGUAAGGCUCUUAAAAGAAGGAUCAAGAACUUCAAUUCAAUCGGAGCAAAGAAGAAAGUAAUAGAGAGGAUCUUGGCAAUGGAAAGUGAAUUUUUGGCAAAGAAAAUGGACAAAGUCUGAUACCAAUCAUUCAACUCCAGCCUCCCUUCAACCACCGGAGAGAGUCUCAGGCGGAGCCAGAGGAGACCAGGCACUAGCAUUGAAAUAUACGAGAGGUCUAGGAAGUUCCCUAAAGGAACUGUCUACUCAUGGUACAAAGUCAAGAUAUAA